UAUAAAGUUACGUCUACAUAUAAUAAAGUUUUAAUUUUCAAAAUUAGGGGAUAAGUAAAUAUGAAAGUGCGGCCACAUUGUUAUGUUGCAGUUUUGUUUCCAUACGCACGUGUUGCGUAUGUUGUUUAUAAACAUUUCACCGGUUUAAGAAAAUGAGCCAAAAAGUGGUAAUUAAUAAACGUUUGAAAGGCCUAACGCCUGAGGCCCUUAACCAGCUAAGUAAAGCAGAGUUAGUUAACAAAAUUGUGCAGCUAGAAGCGUACAAUUUCCAACUAAAAAACCUAUUGCAAAAGAAACUAACAGAGAGCGACAAAAACAAUGCUGAAUACAAAACGUUGUUGGAAGGGGAGAGCGGGGUGCGAGAGCGUUCAAAGGAGUCGAUGGAAUCGGAGGAUAAGUCUUCCACCAAACGGAAAAAGCAACGUAUGUUUGAUUGGUCUAGUGCACAUCGGCGUCAUGUCCUUCUCAAGGUUGUCUAUUUUGGCUGGGACUAUCAAGGCUUUGCAUGCCAGGAGGACUCAAAUGACACAAUUGAAGCGCAUUUAUUUCGUGCCUUGUUGCGCACUUGUCUGAUUGAAUCUCGCGCUUCCUCCAACUAUCAUCGCUGUGGACGCACAGACAAGGAGGUGAGCGCCUUCUGCCAAGUUAUAUCCAUUGAUUUACGCAGCAAACUGGCACCUGAAGCCCAACUAGAUACACAGUCGAUCACUUCAGAAAUUGACUAUUGUAGUCUACUGAAUCGCGUGUUGCCCAAGAACAUCCAAUGUGUCUCCUGGAUGCCGUUGCGUAGUCCAGUGUAUAGUGCUCGCUUCGAUUGUAUUGCCCGCACUUAUCGCUAUUACUUCCCUAAGGGUGAUCUGAACAUUGAAGCUAUGCAAUUUGCAUGCCAACUAUUACAACGCCAUGCCGAUUUUCGCAAUUUUUGUAAAAUGGAUGUUCAUAAUGGCGUCACAAAUUACAUGCGCAAUCUGCAGCAUGCGGUGGUAAAGCCAUGCGAUGAGACAGCUUCCGCUUCUGGCUAUGCAAUGUACUUUUUGGAAAUCAAAGCGAACGCUUUUCUAUGGCAUCAGAUACGCUGCAUUAUGGCCGUACUGUUACUCGUUGGCCAGAGGCACGAGCAGCCGAGUGUUAUUAGUGAACUGCUAGAUGUUGUGAAGAAUCCCUGCAAGCCGCAAUACACACCUGCCAUUGGACUGCCAUUGAAUCUGUUUCAUUGCGAGUUCCGGGCGCACACAACACGUCUAGCCAACACAUCAGGGAAUGCUGUUAAUGAUGCUCACGAUGAUGUGCUGGACAAUGAUAAAGUCGAGUCGGCUGUCAACGAACCCGAUCUAACAGAUUGGGUUUAUAGCGAGGAAAAUUUGCAAAAAUUGGUCGAGAACUUGCAGUGUGAGUGGACACAGUUCAGUGUAAAAUGCACCAUGAUUCGUAAUGUACUCACGCAACUGGAGGAGAUGCUUGAACAGCAAUUCAAGCCACAAUUGGUCCAAUCCCAAGUGAUUAUGCUGCAGGAUGCGGUUAAACCGCGACAACAUCAGCCGCUUCUGCAGCGCAAACGAUGUGAGAGUUUAGAAAAUCGCAUCGAGCAUUUUGUAAAAAAGCAAAGGCUGAUAGUGAAGGAGUCUGCAGAAACGGAUGCGAGUAAUCGGAUGGAUGAGACAAGCUAAAAGACUUUGUAAAUGCUGUAAUUAAUUGAGUAAAAUUACUCUGCAUAUUUAUUAUUAUUACUGUAUUCAAGUAAACAAUAUAUGUAUAAUAUUUAAGGUACACAAUUUGAUUUAGGCAAUAUAGCUUUUUUCUAUAGCUAGAGAACAAUUCCAAGGAAAGUCAGACGACAUUGAAUUUAAAGUUGAUUUUAUUCUUAAAAUCAUGUUCUUAAGGAUUAACAUUGAGUACUAAUUUGUAUGCUUCUCUUCUGCUGUGUGGACAAUGUACAACAACAAUUUAUGACUAUGAAAGAACGGACAAUGCUGGAUUAAGGCCAGCUAGUUAUUAUAUAGUACUUGUAGUGAUAUGUGUAAACAACAUAUAUAUUUAUUUAUAUAUGUAUAUAAGUGCAUUAUUUUACGGGAGAUUUGUACGUUUACAAAAGUUUGACUACAAACUAAAUUUUAGUUUUCAAAUUUACAGUCGUUAUUGUAGGUAUAACAAAUAGUUUUUAAAACAUAGUUAAACAUAUAUAUGUACUAUAUAUAAUUAAUAGUAUGUAAGUUAAUAGCUUAUACUCCAAUAAUUGGGCAGCUCUAUGUACCCAUUGAUUUGGCCUUUUGUAGUCUGAAAUCGCAAGAAUGGAGAAUUAUAGUCUCUAUAAAUGUGUAGCUUAAAGCAAAACUCACUUUCUUCGCAGGAUGCGCAGCACUAUUGUGCCCUCGCGCACAUUCUUGAAGAGUCCAAUCGUCUCGGCAUGGCUCAUGCCCUGCACAGAGUGUCCAUUGAUUUCGACAAUCUCAUCGCCUGUUGGAAGAAGAUCGGGUGAUAUUGAAGCUCCGACCCAAAAGAAGACGACAAGAAUGCUGCAACUUACCCGCCUGCAGCGUGCCAUCAUCGGCAGCUUGGCCAGAGGGAAACACUGUCUUCACAAAGAUGCCCAUGUUGCCCUUGGGUGAGUCCCGGCCACCCACAAUGCUAAAGCCCAGCGACUUGAGGCCUGGCCCCUUGAAGAACGUUAUCGUCUUUGGUGUCGAGCGCCCAUUGCCUGCAGAUGUAAAGGAAUCAAAUGAGGAGUUAACAAAUGAUCAAAUAUAUAGACAAUGUGGUUAUUGUUAGGCUAGGUUAGGCUCACCCUCGCUCAUGGAGGCACGUAUGACCUCGGCCAUUUCCUCGUCGCGUAUUGUUAGCUUGGCCACCGGCAGCGAUGGACGAUGAUGCAUUAAAGAGGCGGCUGGUGGUGGUGCUAACGAUGUGUUAGUUACACCAGCUGCGGAUGAUGGAGGAGCAGUGGAGCAGGAAUUGAGAAA
This is a messenger RNA of Drosophila sulfurigaster albostrigata, 2957 nucleotides long. Its product is annotated as tRNA pseudouridine(38/39) synthase. Lineage: Eukaryota; Metazoa; Arthropoda; Insecta; Diptera; Drosophilidae. The record is from RefSeq and is a predicted model, not a curated record. Gene Ontology annotation, cellular component: cytoplasm; nucleus. Gene Ontology annotation, molecular function: pseudouridine synthase activity; RNA binding. Gene Ontology annotation, biological process: mRNA pseudouridine synthesis; tRNA pseudouridine synthesis.